AAAUAAAAUAAUAAGAAGUGCAAGAAGAGCGGCAUUCUCCUCGUGUGCAGGCUGUCACUCACGGUUGCCUAACUAACUGCCUCUAACACACACGCUGCUUCAUUACUUCACCCAAUAACCCACACGCUUUUUCACCUUCAGCAACCAUAGGGGUGUUUCAGGGCGGUGUGUGCGGCGGCGGAAGCAGCGGCAGCGGCGGAGGCGAGGAGAGAGAUAACAACAUGGGCGGAGGAGCAUCAGGAAGACUACCUACUUGGAAGGAGAGAGAAAAUAACAAAAAGAGAGAAAGGAGAAGACGAGCUAUUGCUGCUAAGAUCUUCACUGGUCUUCGUGCUCAGGGAAAUUAUAAACUCCCUAAACAUUGCGAUAAUAACGAGGUUUUGAAAGCUCUUUGUAGAGAAGCUGGUUGGAUUGUUGAAGAAGAUGGCACCACUUAUCGCAAGGGAUGCAACCCACCUCCAAUGGAUAUGGCAGGGACAUCGGCAAACAUUAGCGGGUGUUCUUCCCUUCAACAUAGUCCACAAUCAUCAGCAUACCCUAGCCCUAUACCUUCAUAUCAUGCUAGUCCAACAUCAUCCUCCUUCCCUAGCCCUUCACGUUAUGAUUCAAACCCGCGUUAUGAUUCAAACCCGUCAAAUUAUUUGCUACCUUUCCUUCGCAAUUUGGCUUCCAUUCCUACUAAUCUUCCACCAAUUCGGAUAUCAAACAGUGCACCUGUAACUCCCCCUUUAUCUUCCCCGACCUCUAGGGGGUCGAAGCGUAAAGUUGAGUGGGAAUCCCUGUCGAAUUCAAAUUGCUCUGGUUCCCAACAAUCUGCUGCUCGUAACCAGGCGUUUGCUGUUUCUGCACCAUCAAGCCCUACACGCCGCAACAACAUCAACACACCGACUAUACCAGAAUGUGACGAGUCUGAUGCCUCUACCGUUGAUUCUGGUAGAUGGGUGAGCUUCCAAACAGGCCCCCCCAGCUUAGGUACCGGUACUCCAACUUCUCCUACGUUUAAUCUUGUGAAACAAGCUGUUGCCCAAAGAAGUGCCAUGCAGGGGAUACUCAAUGGGACCAUGGCUCUAGGGUGGGGUGGUCCUAUGGAUCAGAGAGGACGUGGUCUGGAAUUUGAGUUUGGAAACGGUGCUGCCGUUAUGGCUUGGGAAGGAGAGAGAAUACAUGAAGUGAGCACCGAUGAUUUGGAGCUCACACUCGGUAAUAAUGCCAAUGCCAAAGCUAAAUGCUGAAGCCUGAAACCUGAAACCUGAAACCUGAAACUUGAAACUACUCCUGCAACUCUCAUGUUUGCCUCUGAAAUUGGUUUCUCCGGUAAAAAAAACUCAAUUGUACAGGUUUCCUAUAGAACGGAAGCCAUUUUCGGAGGCCUGAAGUUGCUGAAUCGUGGCAGAACAAGCGGAAUUUGGGUUAGUUUUUUACUCCCUACUGGAAAACUUGGGUAAGCAUAUUUAUGAUUUAUGACAUGAAACAGAACUUUUUAGCAAGAUAGAAGACACAACAUGUUAGUCAGUGUUGCUGUGUUGCGACUCCUGUGUUUGUGUUUCGAGUUUCUUGAGCAUAAAUGGUUGUUAAUACAAGGUUUUAUUUUGUAAGUUGUGACUUUCGAGUGAUGAAACUAGGUGUUGUCUAGGUUGGAUUUAGAGAGGCUUAGAACUGUUAGAACUUUCGGUAUAAGUUAUAUAGCAACUAGCGUAGUAAUUCUAAGCAGUCCUCCCAAAAAAAAAAAAAAUUGUGUUAUCUUUCAUUGUAAUAGCAGCAUCCAAUUUCUGUGAUGAUGAUUAUCCAUUUAACUAUUA
Messenger RNA from Spinacia oleracea (spinach), 1799 nucleotides. RefSeq names its product BES1/BZR1 homolog protein 2. Bases 222 to 1232 code for a protein of 336 amino acids. The transcript has 3 exons. The record is from RefSeq and is a predicted model, not a curated record. NCBI's taxonomy places the organism in Eukaryota, Viridiplantae, Streptophyta, Magnoliopsida, Caryophyllales, Amaranthaceae. Gene Ontology annotation, molecular function: DNA-binding transcription factor activity. Gene Ontology annotation, biological process: DNA-templated transcription; brassinosteroid mediated signaling pathway.